UUGCGCAAAAGUGCCGCAGUUGGACAGAUUUUUAAAGAGAUGAAGGAAAAGUGUAAGAACGCGGCUAAAACGAGGAGGGAGAAGGAGAACGGAGAGUUUUACGAGCUGGCCAAGCUGCUGCCUCUGCCGGCGGCCAUCACCUCCCAGUUGGACAAAGCCUCCAUCAUCCGGCUGACCAGCAGCUACCUGAAGAUGAGGGCCAUCUUUCCUCAAGGUCUGGGAGAAAGAUGGGGUCAGUUGACAAGGUUCAGUCCUCUGGACAGCCUGGCUAAAGAUCUGGGUUCCCACCUCCUACAGACUUUAGAUGGAUUUGUUUUUGUUGUUGCUUCUGAUGGAAAAAUCAUUUACAUCUCAGAAACAGCUUCAGUCCACCUUGGCUUGUCCCAGGUGGAGUUAACAGGGAACAGUAUAUUUGAGUACAUCCACCCGUCAGACCAUGAUGAGAUGACAGCAGUACUGUGUCUCCGCCAGCCCCCACGCCAUCAUUUCUCCCCAGAGUAUGAAAUUGAGCGCUCCUUCUUCUUGAGGAUGAAGUGUGUUCUUGCCAAAAGAAAUGCAGGAUUGACAUGUGGAGGAUAUAAGGUGAUCCACUGCAGCGGCUAUCUGAAACUGCGUCAUUACCUUAUGGACAUGACAGUUAAUGAAUCCUGUUAUCAGACAGUGGGUCUGGUAGCUGUCGGACACUCUUUGCCCCCCAGUGGGAUCACGGAGAUCAAACUCCACAGCAACAUGUUCAUGUUUCGGGCCAGUCUGGAUUUAAAACUCAUCUUUUUAGACAUAAGGGUGGCCGAGCUGACAGGAUAUGAGCCUCAGGACCUGAUCGAGAAGACUCUCUACCACCAUGUUCACACAUGUGACAUUUUCCAUCUUCGAUAUUCUCACCAUUUAUUACUGGUGAAGGGCCAGGUCACCACUAAGUAUUACCGCAUGUUGUCGAAGCACGGAGGCUGGGUGUGGGUGCAAAGCUACGCCACCAUCGUACACAACAGCCGCUCUUCCAGACCUCACUGCAUCGUCAGCGUGAACUACGUCCUCACGGACAUCGAGUGCAAAGAGCUGCAGCUAUCUGAGGACCAGACACGAGCAGCUGCUUCCAGUCUUACGUCUUCUCAGGAUGAGCAGAAACCGCUCAGAACCAAAGCAGUGAAGGUGAAGACCAGAACCCGACCAGCUCCAUAUCCUCAGCAGGAGGAGUCCAGCCUUUUCCAUCCAGAUCAUUCCAAAGUUUCCCCUUGGAAGGGGCUGGGAAAGGACAGAUCCAUGCACCUGAUGGCAUCCUGCAGGGAAAAAAACUCCACCUUGAUUCCUGAAGCAAGUCGGGUGUCCUGCAGUCCUGCUUACAGUCUGACCCUUCAAUACCCCUACAGUCACCCUCAUACGGAUCCUCAUCAUCCUCAUUCAGUAACGCCGUCUCAGCUGUCCCAACGGAUCUUUGGCUUCCUGUACGGAAAAGGACCUGCUGGGUGGACUUCAGCAUCCAACAGACGUACAGGACCUGGACUGACAGCUGAACACAGGAACCCUGAUGAUUGUCCCGGUGGCAGAAAUCGACCUUUUACCAGAAAGGAAGAUGAUCGCUACAGGCUGGUCCACGGUAAACCAGCGGAUGUUUGUCAGGACACCCAACCUUCUCCCAUCAAGAAAACAGCGCUGUUAAUCCAGGACAUGAGGCCUAAAACAGAAGCUGCUGACGGACUUCAAGGUGAUCAGACCCUUGUCUGCUCCCUGUUUGGUGGUGCUGACGAAGGUGAGCAGAACGGCUCGCUGCUGAGGAGGAGGAGGAGGCUCGGUCUGAUGGAGACUCCCUGCAGAUAUGAUGAUGGUCAGCAGGAACACGGGUCUGCUGAAGAGGAUGGGAAAAUGUUAACUGGUGUGGCAGCAGGCAUGGGCACCCCACAACAAGCUCCAUACACGACUUUAAACUUUCAUCAGGUGUUAAGAAAACACGACUCAAUGGAAAUCAACCCUUUUUCUCCGCUGAGUCAUUUAACAGACAGCUGCAGUUACCAAGGUAACCAUCCCGGAUCCAGAUCAUCCCCUCAGAGCCACACAGAGAGCCAACAUUACAGCAGCACAUCCAUCAUCAUCACAAAUGAGAGGUGA
Molecule: messenger RNA, 2103 nt
Organism: Melanotaenia boesemani (Boeseman's rainbowfish)
Lineage: Eukaryota; Metazoa; Chordata; Actinopteri; Atheriniformes; Melanotaeniidae
Gene: sim2
Product: SIM bHLH transcription factor 2
Exons: 12
Coding region: 40-2103 (687 amino acids)
Biological process (GO): regulation of transcription by RNA polymerase II
Molecular function (GO): protein dimerization activity; RNA polymerase II transcription regulatory region sequence-specific DNA binding; DNA-binding transcription factor activity, RNA polymerase II-specific
Source: RefSeq, a predicted model, not a curated record